Molecule: messenger RNA, 1413 nt
Organism: Cydia strobilella
Lineage: Eukaryota; Metazoa; Arthropoda; Insecta; Lepidoptera; Tortricidae
Product: oxidoreductase-like domain-containing protein 1
Exons: 3
Coding region: 141-473 (110 amino acids)
Cellular component (GO): mitochondrion
Source: RefSeq, a predicted model, not a curated record
CACUAAUGUCAGCUGGAUGUACAAUGUUUUGGUAUUUUUUCUUUAGUAAAAUAUGUGAAAGUUAAUCAAUUUUUAUAACUAGAUAAUGAUUCUUAAGUAGCAACACUAUACUCACUAUAGCAUAGCAUAGAAUAUAAAAAAUGAUUAUUUCAAGAGUCUUGCUCCUACGACCAUUCUAUAGAAACAAUUCUAGACCACGUAUUGAAUACUGUACAAUAAAAACUGAAGCGGAGAUAGAAAAAGAAAAGGAACUUGAGCGGAUAGCAAAUGACGCAUCAAUAGAUGAACCUCCAACAGCAUGCUGCCAAUCCGGCUGUGCCAACUGUGUCUUCAUUGUGUGGGCGGAGACCCUGAGUAAGAAGAUGAAUAACGCAGGCCCGGAGAUAGCAGAAAAGAUCAUGAAGUCGGUUCAAGACCCGUGUCUGAGAGCCUACUUGGAAAUGGAGCUAAGGCUGCGAGGAGUUAAGAAAUAGCUUCAUUUAGUUAGUAGAACUUAUACAGUCAGCAUAAAUUGUGCCAUUUUCAACCAAAAGGGUCUAAAGGGUCGAGGGGGGAGGGGUUAUUGUCGGUUGUCAAUAAGGCGCCAUUUCCAUAUAGAUUCAUUCAAUUCAAAAUCAACCUUAUCGACAAGCGACAAUGUGGUACCUUUUGGUUGAAAACGUCACAAUUAGAUAGUGACAGUCAAAGUGGCCAAAUAUAUUGUAACACACCUAUGUUACCAUAGAAAUAAGGAUGUGUUCCGAUAUAUUUGGCCACUUUACCGUCAUUAUCUAUUUGAUGCUACCUGUACAGUACGCACAUAAUAUUUAGCUAGUCAUAUUUUAGUCUAAACCCAAACUCAAAACCAAGUCAUUAAAAUCAGACCCAUUGGUUGUACUUAUAUUAUUUUUUUAAUUUAGUUUAGUUCCAUUACUUCCAUUAGUUUGUAAAUUUUAAAACCAUAGAAACAAAAGAUUACUUGUAAAACGUUGUUAGUAUUAAAUUAAUAUUGGACUGUAUUUUUAAUAAAUGGAUGCAAAAAGCAAAAGAAAGAAACAAAUGGAAAUGGAGGAGGUAUAUGUCAAAGGACGAGUUGAAGUUAAAGUUGUGAAACCAAAUUAAUAUAUUAUGCUAUGUACAAUCGAAGGCGAAAAUAUCGAUACAGAUAAAUGGCUCAAAAAUAUGUAAACACGACUUUAUUGUCUAAGGUGUAAGAGCGUACACAUAUUUUUGAAACUUUGGGAAUGUAUAUAUAUUUAUGCCCUUGACUGUACUGCAAACUUCAAUACUAAAGGCUAUUUACAUUAUAUUUUCAUUAGGUACCUUUUUAAUGUAAUACCAGUAGCAAAUUUUUAAAUUAAUAUUAAUACCUAUAAGGUAUCUAGUCUAAGAAAUAAAAUUAAUGUUACCAAUUAGUUGUUAAGUCAAAUAAAA